GUUCCCCCUCCCUGUUCUAUUCAGACCGAACACAUUGCAUCACACUUGUUGUUUACAUUGCAUAAACAGUCUCAGAAUCUAAUUGAUCUGACUGAAUUUGGUGGGAGUUCGGGGUCAUGUCCGCAGCAGACUGUCGAUGCGAGGUAGCUAGCACACCCUGUCUGUCGAGCACGCAGAUGGAUUUAGUCCACCCAUCUCUGGUCUUUCAUCGAUGACUCGCGAAUGCUAGCUAAUUGUGUAGCUAAUUCAAUCUAAUGUUAACCAAUGUAUCGCAAGUUUUAUUAUUUCAGCGGCAGAUGAAGGAUUUCGACAUUCAAUCGCCAAAACAAAUUUCAUAUUAAUUAAACUUUUUUUUAAAACUUUUUUUUUACCAAAGAAGAAAGGCCCUUUUCCAAAGAAACUACAACAACAACCCUCGAGCUGGGAGUUGCUUGUGCAUGGGCUACAGCUUGCAAGGCGGGCUUGGAAACCCCGAGGAUUCUCGGCCUCCUGGUGUUCGGAGGGAAAGAGAAGUCACCUGAAGUCAACAGAUGGACAAUGCUGAAGUGGACGUUUUUUGGGGGUGUUUAAGUGUAGGGUCUUUUUGAGAGACAACGGGACAUCAGCAUCGCCUGUGCUCGAGGGACUGAAAGACCCCCCCCCACGGACCUUGCAAGCGAUAGCGCGACAGACAUGAUGGAAGAACUGCACAGCCUGGACCCUCGGCGGCAGGAGCUGCUUGAGGCUCGCUUCACAGGAGUCGGAGUGGCCAAGGGUUCUGGAAUAAAUGAGUCGUCCAACCAGAGCCUGUGCAGCGUGGGCUCUCUGAGCGACAAGGAGCUGGAGACACCAGAGAAGAAGCCCAGUGACCAGAGAAACCGGAAGAGAAAAGGAGAGCAGUACGAUAAGGGAGGCGCCAGAAGUCACAAAAUUAGCGAUUAUUUUGAGGUGCAGCAGGGCAGUCCGUCGUCCACAGGCUCAGCAGCUCCCGCCGAGCCCUUCUCCUCCUCCUCCAGCUCCCUGAAGCCUGUUCUGCUCCACUCCUCCUCAUCCUGCCACAAAUCUACUCAGUCUGACUUGACGCUUGAGAAGCUGACAGCAUUAGAGAACAACAAGAACUCUGACCUAGAGAAGAAGGAAGGACGGAUAGACGACUUAUUGAGGGCUAACUGUGACCUGCGGCGCCAGAUAGACGAGCAGCAGAGGGCGCUGGAGCGGUACAAGGAGCGCCUCAACAAGUGUGUGACCAUGAGCAAAAAGCUGCUUAUCGAGAAGUCGAAGCAGGAGAAGAGGACGUGCCGGGACAAAAGCAUGCAGGACCGCCUGCGACUGGGCCACUUCACCACCGUGAGACACGGAGCCUCCUUCACCGAGCAGUGGACCGACGGAUAUGCCUUCCAGAACCUCAUCAAGCAGCAGGAGAGGAUAAACUCUCAGAGGGAGGACAUAGAGAGACAGAGGAAGCUGCUGGGUAAGAGGAAGCCUUCUACCACCACCACCACCACCACAACGGCCCAGAGCCUCACCCUCCUCACCACCCCCAACACCAUGGAGCCUCCAAUCGCCCCCAACAGCUCCGGUAACAACAAACGCAAGAGCAAGACCAACGGACAAGACAACGAAGCGUUGUCACUUGCAGAAUAUCACGAGCAGGAGGAGAUUUUCAAACUCCGGCUUGGGCAUCUAAAGAAGGAGGAGGCAGAGAUCCAGGCAGAGCUGGAGAGGUUGGAGCGCGUCAGGAACCUUCACAUCCGGGAGUUGAAGAGGAUCCACAACGAGGACAACUCCACAUUUAAAGACCACCCCACGUUGAACGAUCGAUACCUGCUAUUAUAUCUACUGGGACGAGGUGGCUUCAGUGAAGUUUACAAGGCCUUUGACCUAACGGAGCAAAGAUACGUGGCGGUUAAGAUCCACCAGCUCAACAAGAACUGGAGGGACGAGAAGAAGGAGAACUACCACAAGCAUGCCUGCAGAGAGUACAGGAUCCACAAGGAACUGGACCAUCCCCGAAUAGUCAAACUGUAUGACUACUUCUCACUUGACACAGACUCGUUCUGCACAGUGCUGGAGUUCUGCGAGGGCAACGACCUGGACUUCUACCUGAAGCAGCACAAGCUGAUGUCUGAGAAGGAGGGCCGCUCCAUCAUCAUGCAGAUCGUCAACGCCCUCAAAUACCUCAACGAGAUCCGUCCGCCCAUCAUCCACUAUGACCUCAAGCCAGGCAACAUCCUCUUGGUGAACGGCACGGCGUGCGGCGAGAUCAAGAUCACCGACUUCGGCCUGUCCAAGAUCAUGGAUGACGACAGCUACAACUCUGUGGACGGGAUGGAGCUGACCUCCCAGGGAGCAGGGACUUACUGGUACCUGCCCCCAGAGUGUUUUGUGGUCGGCAAGGAACCCCCCAAGAUCUCCAACAAGGUGGAUGUGUGGUCGGUGGGGGUCAUCUUCUACCAGAGCCUCUACGGACGCAAGCCAUUUGGACACAACCAGUCCCAGCAGGACAUCUUGCAGGAGAACACCAUACUGAAAGCCAAAGAGGUGCAGUUUCCCCCCAAACCUGUGGUCACCACAGAAGCCAAGGCCUUUAUCCGCCGCUGCCUGGCCUACCGCAAGGAGGAGCGCAUCGACGUGCUGCAGCUGGCCCAAGACCCCUUCCUCAUGCCCCCCUUCCGCAAGGCCCUGGCCACUGGAGCUGGGCCGUUGGUGCCGGGCUCCACACCCUCCACCUCCAGCGCCUACAACAGCAGUGCCUCGAACUGAGGCACCCAAAGCCACCCCAGAAGACCCCUGUGGGGGCCACAUUACUCAAACGCCCUCCCUUCUGGAUAGUGGGACGGGGGAAGGAGGAUGGAGGGGGUCAAAACAUACUAAAGGAUGGAGGAGGAUUAUCUGAAGUGACCUCCCUAUCCCCACCCCUCCUAAGACAUGAAGGGGCAGUGCCAGUCUAUGGCUUUUCUGUAAGACCCAGUGGCUGUCCACGUACAUGUACACACCCCUGCCACAAAGAAGAGAAAGACCUUGCUCUGACCAGUGGGCUGCUUCAGAGGGCUAUAGGAAAAUGGACUGAAGUUAGUGUGUGUGUUGUGUUCAGGAAAACCAAACAGCUCAAAUCAAUUUGUAUUUGUCACAUACACAUGUUUAGCAGAUGUUAUUGCGGGUGUAGCGAAAUGCUUGUAAGCUAGAAGCAUGGCAGCCCUAUCUGUCGGCACCAUUUUCCUACAUAUCCAUUCCAUUUGUUUUGAGAGAGAGAGAAGCUUUUAAAAAUGUUUUUGCUUAAGUUGUAUCGUAAGUUGAACUCGGUAUUUCCUAAUAAUAUAAUCCAUUACACCCCCCCCCCCAAUGGUGAGCCAUGAACUUUUUUGAAGGGCUCAUGAUAGGGGAGUUUCUAUUUCUGAUGACCUAAGUUGAAAGCAUGCCUGGCUGAUACAACACUGUUAGGUUUACACUGACAAGUUAAAGAAAGCGGUCAUUUUCACUAGGAUUGUCACUUUUGACUGAUUUGAGCAGAUUUAAAUAUUUUCUUGGAUAUUGGAUUGGGAAUUUACUUGUCUAUUUUUUUCAUGAGGCUUUCCCUCAAAAUGUAGAGGGAGAGACUUAAUAGAAAUGCAUAUAAACCAUUACACCAAC
Messenger RNA from Oncorhynchus masou masou (cherry salmon), 3609 nucleotides. RefSeq names its product serine/threonine-protein kinase tousled-like 2. Gene Ontology annotation, cellular component: nucleus. NCBI's taxonomy places the organism in Eukaryota, Metazoa, Chordata, Actinopteri, Salmoniformes, Salmonidae. Bases 673 to 2742 code for a protein of 689 amino acids. The record is from RefSeq and is a predicted model, not a curated record. Gene Ontology annotation, molecular function: ATP binding; protein serine/threonine kinase activity. Gene Ontology annotation, biological process: chromosome segregation; intracellular signal transduction; peptidyl-serine phosphorylation. The transcript has 19 exons.